Molecule: messenger RNA, 2341 nt
Organism: Triticum aestivum (bread wheat)
Lineage: Eukaryota; Viridiplantae; Streptophyta; Magnoliopsida; Poales; Poaceae
Product: transcription termination factor MTERF4, chloroplastic
Exons: 3
Coding region: 309-1436 (375 amino acids)
Biological process (GO): regulation of DNA-templated transcription
Molecular function (GO): double-stranded DNA binding
Source: RefSeq, a predicted model, not a curated record
UCCCCCAGAAUCCCCAAUCUCUCUCCCCGUCACCCGCCGCCCGCGUCGUCUCUCCCGGCGACGACGUGCCGGCCUCUCCUCUCCUCCCAAGCUCCCCAGCCGACCACCCCGCCCGCCCCUGACUUCCUCUUUCCCGCGCUUCUCCCUCCCACAGCCACCGCCGCUCGAGCUGCCACGCCAGCCGCAGCGGCUACAGCCCUCCCCUCUGCUCCCACCGCCGUCGAGGGUGCCCCCGCGGCGCUCCAGUCGCCGCCGUGAUCCGCAGCAGGCCACGCGCAGUCGAAACCCAUCGGAAUCCCCGCGCCGCCAUGCUUCGCCUCCAAAGCUGCAUCGCCUCCCAUCUCCUCUCGUCUCCAUCCGCCCAUCUCCGCCGCCUCCUCUCCGCGGCCGCGCCCGCCGUUUCCCCGAGCACGGGAUUCGCUGCGGAGGAGUACCUCGUCGCCACCUGCGGCCUCACCCGAGCGCAGGCCCUCAAGGCUUUCCCGAAGGUCUCCCACCUCAAGUCCCCCUCCAAUCCCGACGCCGUCCUCGCCUUCCUCGGCGGCCUCGGCCUCUCCAGAGCCGACGUCGCCGCCGCCGUCGCCAAGGACCCCAGGCUACUCUGCGCCCGCGUGGAGAGUACUCUGGCCCCCAACUUCGCUGCGCUCAGCGGCAUCGGGCUGUCGCGCUCCGAGAUCGUGCGCCUCCUCCGCUUGCGCUGCAGAUCUGUCGUCUCCAAGCUGCAGUACUACCUGACCCUCUUCGGCUCCUCCGAGGCCUUCCUUCAGGCGCUGAAGUUCAACUGCAACCUCCUCACACACAGCAUCGAGAGUGCGGUCGAGCCCAAUGUAGCGUUGCUGCGGGAGUGCGGGCUGGGUGAUCGCGACAUUGCCAAGCUAUGCGUUGGUAUGCCAUGGCUGCUGACUGCCAACCCAGAAUGCAUCGGAUCAAUGGUUGCUCGCGCCGACGGUCUUGGCGUGAGCCGGGAAUCUCCCAUGUUCAGGCACGCGAUGCAUGCUGUUGCAUUCCACAGCGAGGAGAAGAUUGCUGCCAAAAUGGAGUACCUGAAAAAGACGCUCAGGUGGUCGGAUGCUGAGGUGCGCAUUGCUUUGUCCAAGUCUCCAAUGAUGCUGAGGAGUUCUGAGGGCAUGGUGCAGCGCAUGUCAGAGUUCCUCUACUCUGAGAUGGGGUUGGAACCAGCAUACAUUGCUCAUCGUCCGGCAAUGCUCGCUUACAGUCUGGAGCGCCGGAUCAGACCCAGGUACUACGUUGUUAAGUAUCUUAAGGAAAAUGGAUUGGUAAGUCGUGACCGGGACUACUAUUCCGCACUCACGCCGUCCGAGAUGGUAUUCUUGGAGAAGUACAUAUGCCCUCACAAGCAAGCUGCGCCGUACCUUGCUGAAGACUAUGAUGAUGCUUGCAGAGGACAAGUGCCCGAUAGGUUCAGAUUUGCAUGAACCAAGAACAAGGCCACUGUUGUUGUGUAGCAAGAUCCUCCUCCUUGCUAUAUAGGAGUAUUAGCAUUCUCUUAAUCUUUGAGUGUUUUUAAUCUGUGGGCAUGCACCUGCAAUACCUCAUGACAAGUGAUGUGAUCCCUUUGAGUAGGUACUGCUUUUCUUAUAUUUAUAUAGUUUCAUGUGCACAUUGAGGGUUAUGCCCUUUUUGUGCUGUUAUCAGACUGUGGCUGUAUACCUUUUGAAAUCGUGAGCACCUGGUGCAUUACGAGUCAAACUCUUAAUAAUCUAAUUAUACUAGGAGAGGUUGUUAUUCCUUUCUGUCUCCGAUCAUAGUUAAGAACAACUUUAUUUGGAGGCACUUGAACAUGGUUUAGAGCAAUGAUUACGUGGCAAGAUUGCAUCUUGGCUGUCCAUCAGUUAGACUCGUCACCAGUAUAGAUUGUUGAUAUCAAUGGAUGUGUUCGUAGUAUAUAAAUAAUUGUUUUUGUUAAACAGUAGUACUCCAUUGUCAUGCAUAUUUUUGCCAUUUAGACCUCACAGUUUCAUCAGAAUUCGAUGUUGUAUGGUUCUUCUUUCUGAAUUGAAUUGUAUUACGCUUUACCUUUUCUCGCAGGAAAUUACUAAUUCUGCACUGACAUUUCAAUUCAAUCCCAGGUUUCCCGUUUGUCUAUUAAAAGUGUUCCUUUAUCCUUAUCAGUGUGCCAGCUCAUACACCGUACCGAGCCCGUCUCUGUUGUACUUCGUAAGAAUGAGCUAUAUACUGACUACCUCUUGACCUUGUGUUGGCAUAGCAGAGUACUCAUGGAUGGGCAAGAACACACCUCUAAUAAGAUGUUUGAUGCAGCAGUAGUGUUUUUUUUUUAAGUCUGCAAAAAUGUGCAUCUUCUCAUAAAGCCUCCGCAACU